This is a messenger RNA of Parasteatoda tepidariorum (common house spider), 2043 nucleotides long. Its product is annotated as ras-related protein Rap-1b-like. Gene Ontology annotation, molecular function: GTP binding; G-protein beta-subunit binding; GTPase activity. Lineage: Eukaryota; Metazoa; Arthropoda; Arachnida; Araneae; Theridiidae. The record is from RefSeq and is a predicted model, not a curated record. Gene Ontology annotation, biological process: signal transduction.
CGUCGUAGGUAUCUUUUGAAUCACUACCUUCGAUCCCAGUCAACACCAAACAAUCACGAGGUUUUUAACUCCGUUGUGUUUUCUUUCAAAGAUAAGAAAUACAUCGCUUACAAACUUUAAAGUUUAUGUCACAUGUUUUGUUUUUGGCCAAAUUCUUUCAAGAAUUAAUAAAAUUUAAAAACCGGAACACUUUUAAAGAUAGUGAGGAUGAAAGUGAACGUCGCUUCUCUUGAUAAGAUUGAGUUUUGAGGAAGAUUUAAACAUUUUACUACAUUGUUGUCGUUAGAAAGUGAGACAUUUUUCGAACAAAUGGUUUCUAUUUAAAGAUAAUCUUUCAGAAUAAAUCGGUUUUCGAAUAUAAAGUUCAACGCAACAGAUGUCUCAUCGAUUAGGACACCUUCUGACAAAAGAAGAGGAAGAUCUUUUAGUACUUCUUGAAAUCUCGCCUGGCACAUUUUGAAUUCUGAAUACCAUCAUCUCCUCCCUAACGAAGAAAAAAAAAAUUCCAGAAAAGUACCAAGGUUUUCCCGAAGUCAGGACUUUGCGCACAACUCCAGCGCACACCUCCAGCGCACAGUCCAAUAAAUCCGGACAGGCCUCAAGUUUUCGUCUCUGUACUUACAACCAUUUCGUUCUAGAUACUGCUGGGAAAAAGACAUUCAAGGUUAGGUGUCGGGAAAAAAGGAAUCUUGGAAAAGUUUCUCUCAACUUUUUUCAAUCGCUUACAGUCUCCAGGGAAGAAACUGUCUACAAUUGUUUGGGCUGUACUUUUUCGUCUGGCACAAUUGCUAAGGUUCAUAUUAUACUAUCAUCGCUAUUUGAAUGGAUGUAAGAUGUCAUGAAAGUUAUUGCUGUGCCUUUGUCACAGUUUAAUAUUUUAAUUUGAAAGUACAAAUUUGCUUCAGCAAAGACGGCGACUUCUUCCACAAGUAUGAAAGAAAAUAGACUGGUAGUUCUUGGCGCAGGGGGUGUUGGCAAAACUUCGUUAGUUGUCCAAUACCUUGAAGGCUUUUUCACAACUACGUACAAACCUACAAUAGAGGACUAUUAUCGACAUGCCAUACGGAUGCCGGAUGGUGUGUUCCAUUCAGUAGAAAUUUUAGACACUGCGGGAUCUCUCAAUUUUCCUGCUAUGCGAGAGCUUUGUAUUAAAUCUGGUAGAGGAUUCAUCUUGGUGUUUUCAGUGGAUGAUGUUCAGUCAUUUCAUGAAGCCAUGGAAAUAUGGGAAAUCAUUGUGAAACUUAGAGGCACACGAGUUCCUGUAAUCGUGGUUGGAAAUAAAACAGAUCUUGUAGAAAAGCGAAAAGUCACACAAGAAAUGGUAACAGACGCACUUAAGGAGCGAUCAGCUGUAUACAAGUACCUAGAAACUAGUGCCAAAAUGAACAUUAAUGUUGCUGAACUAUUUGUUGAACUUUUAGAAUAUGCUCGGCAGCUUGAAAAUCCAUCACCUGAACCUCAACCCUCCAGGAGGUUAAGUAGAAGACUCAGCUCAUUUGGAAACAUUAACUUGACGAUUCGCCGAAAAUCGAGCGUACCAAAAGUCAACGAAGUUAAAAAAGAAAAAGUAAAAGCGGAACCGAAAUGCAUAAUUUCAUAAAAACUUUUUAUCACAGGGUCAUUUCACAGAAAUGUAUAUGCAUCACUUUUGUUUGUCACUUGUGUCAUCCAAAAGUUUUCUUAUCGAUUGAUGUAUGUUAUAAACGUGACACAAUAUAAAAUUUAAAAUCAAUAAUGAGUAAAAAAGAUAUAUAUGCAGAAUCCUAUAUCCUUCUGAGUAAUACGGAUUAUUGAUUUUUUGAUAAAUUGAUCAAAAAUCAACAAAAGUACCUAUGAAUAGUUAUUCUUUAUGUUAAAAAAGGGUCAUUCAUAACAUUUUUAGCAAUUUAAAAAUUUUAAGUAUCAUGAAAAAAGAAGUAUGGUUAAAAAUACCAGAAUAUGGUAAAAUUUACCGUGUAUAGGCUCAAUUGGAAUACUAAAAAUCUCUGUAAUUUUUACCAAAGCGCUUUGAUAAAAUUAAAAGAAAAAUAAUGUUUUAUAGUA